Molecule: messenger RNA, 2215 nt
Organism: Camponotus floridanus (Florida carpenter ant)
Lineage: Eukaryota; Metazoa; Arthropoda; Insecta; Hymenoptera; Formicidae
Product: laccase-9
Exons: 10
Coding region: 141-1985 (614 amino acids)
Biological process (GO): iron ion transport
Cellular component (GO): plasma membrane
Molecular function (GO): copper ion binding; oxidoreductase activity
Source: RefSeq, a predicted model, not a curated record
GCAAUCUCUAACAGCAGUUCGAAAAUUGUUCACUUCCUGAAUCAGUCGGUUGGUUGUCGGCUUAGAUCCGUGCAGAAUCAUUCAAGCCGUGUGUACGUAGACGUGCUUGGUAUGGUACGACUCAUGUAUUCUGGGCAAUCAUGUAUUUUCGCUAUUCGAUAGUUUUGAUAUUCGUUUCUUGUCCGAUUUCGGUUUUGUGUUCUGGAACAUCUGAUGAUGAUCAUGAAUGCGUGCGUCCUUGUUCCGGCGAAAUGUCUUCGAAAAAAACCUGCGUUUAUAAGUUCUUCGUCACAGAAUCGCACAGUGCAGUAAGUAGUUCCUGUGACAAAAUCGAGGACAAGGAUGAAAUUUCUACGUGUACAAAUAUUAUCACACCAAAGAGCUUUUUGACAAUUAACGGAAGAAGUCCGGGACCAGCUAUACAAGUUUGUCUCGGUGACACAAUAGAAGUUCUUAUUUACAACAAAUUAAAAAGCAGCGAGUUGACUUUCCAUUGGCAUGGAAUCCGACAAAAAGAUUUUAAUUAUAUGGAUGGUGUGUCUAUGAUAACGCAAUGUCCUAUUUUACCCUAUAAUGGUUUUCGUUAUAAAAUAAAUCCCGAGAGUACAGGAACAUAUUUCUAUCACGCUCACUCAGUCUCGCAGCAGGGAGACGGAGUGUACGGGUUGUUGACAGUUCGAGGACCACGUGAUAAUGCCAGUCUGGAAAGGAUACUUGUAUUGUCAUCAAGGUCAUCAACUCCACUGACACAACAAACACUCCUAUAUCCACCUACACCGGAUAAGCUCCUCGUAAAUGGUCAGGUACGAGAGGUAUUUGUGCGAGUGAGGCAUGGAUUUUCCUAUUUAUUACGUCUCAUUAAUGCCAAUGUUUACAACUGUCCCAUUUUACUAUCCGCCCAUGGACACUCGCUCCAAGUACUGGCUGCUGAUGGCAACCCUGUACAAUCGAUGACCGGCACGCAUGUCGUUUUAUUCCCAGGGGAAAGACUUGACUGUAUUCUAAAUGCGGAGCAGACGAUCGGCAAGUAUGCCUUCGACAUUCAGGGUCUUCAAGAUUGUCGUAAUUUGCGUCACGAGGCAUAUAUUUUUUACGAGAAUACCAGAUUGGAUUCAUAUACGAUAAAGACUGGUGACAGCCUCAAUGAACAAGCAUUUAAGAUAAUUGAAAAUGGUCAUCAUUGUCAUAAAAUAUCGAAAAAUAUCAUUUGUUCAUUGGAUCUGAAGAAUACAAAAUUAUCGCAAUUGGCAGAAAAAGCCGAUGAAACAAUUUAUGUGCCUUUCGACACGAAUAUUUUUUCACUCGUUACAGAUGAGAUGACAGACAAUUCUUAUGAUACUUACAAAACAAUGAAACACUAUCCAGCUUAUUUGAGCUUAGAGAAAGGCGCAAGGAAGGUAUCGCAGAUUAAUGGCAUGUCUUUCAAGUAUCCAUCAUCUCCGUUAUUAUCGCAAUCGGAAAAUACUUUGGAAGAGUCGAUUUGCACCCUUGACAAACGUUCUAGCAAUUGCGCCGAUACGUCAUUGUUUUGCGAAUGUUUGCAAAUAGUUCAAGUUUCACCACGGAAAACAGUCGAGAUUGUAUUAAUAGACGAAGGUGUUGGAGACGACGUAUCCCAUACGUUUCAUCUACACGGUUAUAAUGUUAGUAUCGUAGGCCAAGAGAGUUUCAAACGACCUAUUACCAAAGAUGAAAUUAUAUCCUUGGAUCGUGAUAAAAAAAUUCAUCGAAAUCUUGUGAAUCCAGUACGAAAAGAUACUUUUGUCGUACCGAACAAGGGCUAUGUUAUUCUUCGUUUUUACACCGACAAUUUAGGCUAUUGGUUAUGGGAAGCGAGAAGUACUGCUAUACAUCCUCAAUUACUCGGGUCUGGAAUGCAAUUCGUAAUGAAAGUGGGAUUCGAUCGAAAUUUGCCUCUUGUGCCGAUCGACUUUCCAAGUUGCGGCAAUUACAAAGGCAUGAAGUUUGUAAUCGAAAAUAUUUAAUCAUAAAUAUUUUUAAUAUUUUCCUACAUGUAGCACUAUAUGACACAUAAAAUAUCACAUAUAGUACAUCAAAUAUAAUCUUUGAGUCAGAGGAAGGUUGCCCGAUAUAUACCGGACAUUGCUCAUUAUCAGGCAGAAUAUAUUGAAUAUAUUAAUUGAAAAUAAAUUUGUUGUAUGAAUAUGUAAAUUCGUCCUACAAAAUGUACUAAUAUAAUUAAAUUUAAUAAUAA